This is a messenger RNA of Zasmidium cellare ATCC 36951, 1044 nucleotides long. RefSeq lists its product as uncharacterized. The record is from RefSeq and is a predicted model, not a curated record. NCBI's taxonomy places the organism in Eukaryota, Fungi, Ascomycota, Dothideomycetes, Mycosphaerellales, Mycosphaerellaceae. Bases 1 to 1044 code for a protein of 347 amino acids. The transcript is spliced from 3 exons. Gene Ontology annotation, molecular function: oxidoreductase activity.
AUGAGAGCUAUUGAGGUCAAAGGCGGCACUGGCCCAGCCUCGGCGUUGUUCAUCAACGACGCAACUCCCAAACCAGAGAUCAAGCCAACAGAAUGUCUCGUCAAAGUCAAAGCCUUCGGUCUCAACCGCGCGGACACCGUUCAGCGAGAAGGCAAAUAUCCUCCGCCACGCGGAGCUAGCAAGAUCCUUGGACUCGAGUUCUCGGGAACGGUCGAGGAAGUCGGCAGCGAUGAUGCUGGUGGCAAGGGGUAUGAGAAGGGCGAUGAGGUGUUUGGUCUGACCUACGGUGGAGCAUACGCUGAGUAUGUGGCGGUGAGCAAGAAGAUGCUGGUGCGCAAGCCCAAGGAGUUGAGCUGGGAGGAGUGUGCGGCUAUUCCUGAGGUAUGGAUGACUGCUCUCCAAGCAUUGCACCUUGUAGGAGAAUGGUCGCCUCGAAUCAAGAGCGUCCUCUGGCACGCAGGCGCUUCGUCAGUCAGCAUCGCCGGCAUCCAACUCUGCCGGGCUCUUGACCCAACCCCCAAAAUCUACGCCACAACAAGACAAGACGCCAAAUGCGACUUCGUAGUCAACAAGAUCGGCGCUACAGCGGCAGUCAACUCAACAAAAUCCUACCCAAAAGCAGACGGCACCGAAGGCGGCUCCUGGGCCGACGAACUCCGCCGCCUGAACAACAACGAAGGCGUCGACCUGAUCAUCGACUUCAUCGGAGCAGCCUACUUCGCCGACAACCUCUCCCUCGUGGCCAGAGACGGCCGCGUCGUCCUCCUCGGCGCUCUAGGCGGAGUCACACUCCCCGAGAAAACCGACAUCAGCGCGUUCCUGUUCAAAAGAGCAACAUUCGUCGGCUCGACCUUGCGGAGUCGGGAUUUGGAGUAUCAAGCCAAGUUGAGGGAUUUUUUUUGUGAGAAGGUGAAGCCGAGGCUGGUGAGUGGGGAGUAUAAGGCGCAUAUUGAGAAGGUGUUGAGUUGGAGGGAGAUUGGGGAGGCGCAUUUGAUGUUGGAGGAGAAUCGGACGACGGGGAAGAUUGUUUGUCUUGUUGAUUAG